Syngnathoides biaculeatus (alligator pipefish) is the source of this 5483-nucleotide messenger RNA. RefSeq names its product WAPL cohesin release factor a (gene wapla). Lineage: Eukaryota; Metazoa; Chordata; Actinopteri; Syngnathiformes; Syngnathidae. Gene Ontology annotation, biological process: regulation of chromosome condensation. The record is from RefSeq and is a predicted model, not a curated record. The coding region runs from base 314 to 3829 and encodes 1171 amino acids. The transcript has 20 exons.
UUACGUCUCACUUGUGCAAACCGAGGAGGGGAGGGGAUGUUUCAAUGGCCGCCAGUGGCGCUUCAAAAUGCGAAUGUGGGCAGUAUCUACUAUAUUUAGAUCGCUUUUGAACACUCGAGCUUAGUUUCUUCGCUCCCCGUCGAUUCCCCGGGAGUGUUUACCGCUCGGGAGACGUGUUUCCUGCGCUGUUUCCACUCCGCGAGACGGACUUUACGCGCUUGGUUCGGGGGAUCAGGCCUAGCCGGCUGGCUAACAAACAAGCCUUCGCCGGAGUUGAAAGUUGACAGGUAAUAUGUAACAUAAAACAACCACUAUGACAUCCAGAUUUGGUAAAACGUACAACCGCAAGGGAGGUGAGGCUAAUUCCAAGUUCGAAGAAGUUUUCUCAAACAGGAAGCCCACCCUCACCACCAAAUGGGGCGAGACCACCUACAAGGCCCAGCUGGGGUCCAAAAGGCCUCAUUUAAAGGCUGACGAGCAAUCCAAGAGGCCCCGGCUGGAGGACAGCGACAGUGGGGACGACCCGUUUGGGUUUGAUAGUGACAACGAGUCUAUAAGUGUUGACGAGGGCAGCGUGACCGAAACGGUUGCUGAAAACGUCCCUCUGGUGACAUCUGCUGCACAGAGUACAGCAAGUGCAAUGGCAGAUAUUCCAAGCAAGCCAGCAGUUGAUGCAAAGGGUCUUCAAAAUAACAAAGCGUGGUACAAAAGUGACAGCAACCAGGCGCCGGCAUCCAUGAAAUCUUUGUCAACCACGUCAUCCCCCAUGGCUCACAACUCCUCAGGGACUCAUAGAACAGUUUCCGCUCCUCAAACCACCAUCGUGCAGUCUGGUGACGUUCCAGACGGCAGCACAGAUUUCCAGACCACCUCCUCGUCUAAUCAUGAUGCACCACCGUCAGUAGAAGAAAGUCCCGCGCAGGUGCCUCCACCGGAGCCGGUGGACAACAUCCCUCCUUCGCCGUUCACUCUCAGAGCUUCAAAUUGUAAGAAAUACCAGCCACGCAGUCGGUCUAACAAGCUAUUCCCAGAAGACAACGCUGACGCAACCCCCGAAGUGGGGUAUGCUCCCGAGAAAGCCAACAGUGUCGUUUCUGCCUCUGCGAGCUCAAACACUGCCAACACAAAGGGGCCGACGGCCAAGCCGGCUGGCCGGGGAGGCGGGAGGGUCCGUGACUACACGGUUCUGCACCCCUCCUGCGUGUCGGUGUGUAACGUCACUAUCCAGGACUCCAUUGAGCGCAGUGUAGAAGAGCUGGUGACGCCAACCACGCCUGCAGACCUUGGAGAUGCGGGACAGAUGAAGAAGAAGUCAGAUGUGCAGCCUAAACCUCAAAGAUUCAGAACUACUCAGGUCAAGGUCAAGAAAACCAAGGCCGAGUCAAAACUGGAGUUCUUUGGCUUCGAGGACGCGGAGGUCCAGGAGGGCGACGGGAUUUCCGAAGGCGGCGGUGGAGGGAAGAGCAGCUAUAAGAUCAAGUAUUUUGGCUUCGACGACCUCAGUGAGAGCGACAGUGAUGACGAGAGCUCCCACGUCAAGGAGAAGAAGGCCAGGACAUCCGCAGCGGCGUUGGUCGCUCUUGGCUCCGCCGUGGACAGCCCCCACACCAGUGACUCCCAAGACAGCCAGGCCAGCAGCAAUACAGACACUUUUGACUUCUCCGAUGACUCCAGUCCGGGGGGCACAGAGGGUCAAAAAGGACGCUCAGGGAAGCAAAACGAAAAGUCCAAAGACCCCAGCAGCGGCUACAAGAAGAUCUUCAGUGGGCCCAAAAAGUCCCCUGCCAAAGCGGUGUACAAUGCUCGUCACUGGAACCAACCAGAGCCCGAAGAGAUCCCGACGCCGCCCCUUUCUCGAUCGCAAACGGCUCCGGCCAUUUUAUCGAGUAGUGGAAGCAGCAGCAGCAACAGUGGCGGUGGCGGUGGCAGCAGCAAGGACAGCAACUCUCAUAAAGAUGACAGCUUGUUCAAAGCCCCUCCGCCCCCGCCCAAAGUCAUUAAAUCAGAGACCAUCCCCACGCGACCCUACCAGGACAUCGUCACAGCUCUCAAGUGCAGGAAGGAGCACAAAGAGCUGUACACAGUAGUGCAGCACGUCAAGCACUUCAACGACGUGGUGGAAUUUGGAGAGAAUCAAGAGUUCACGGACGACUUCGAGUACCUGGAGACGGGCUUGAAGAGCAGUCAGCCGCUCAACACAAGAUGCCUUAGUAUAAUCAGCCUGGCCACGCGGUGUGCCAUGCCAAGCUUCAGGAUGCAUCUGCGUGCCAGAGGCAAGGUGGCGCAGGUCUUCAAAAUGCUGAGUGACUCAGCACAGCAUCCGAACCUGGCGCUCUGCACUGCGGCACUCAUGUACAUCCUGAGUCGCGACCGCCUCAACAUGGACCUGGACCGCGCCUGCUUGGAGCUGAUGAUCAAGUUGCUCGAGCUCGACCAGGACUACUCUGCUCACCAAGACCAGCUCACUGCCAAGGAGGUGGCCAAGGUCAAGGAAAAGAUCAGGAAACUGUGUGAGACGGUGCACAACAAACACCUGGACCUGGAAAAUAUCACAACAGGCCAUCUUGCAAUGGAAACGUUGCUCUCUCUAACAUCCAAAAGAGCAGGUGAUUGGUUCAAAGAAGAACUGAGACUCCUGGGAGGUUUGGACCACAUUGUAGACAAAGUGAAAGAGUGUGUGCAAAACCUGAGCGAAGACGACGACAAGGAGAGCCUCGUAGCAUCUUUAUGGGGAGCGGAACGAUGUCUGAGAGUGCUUGAAAGUGUGACUGUGCAGAAUCCGGAAAACCAGGGUUACUUAAUUGCCUACAAGGACUCUGAGCUCAUCGUCUCAUCUGCAAGAGCGCUGUGCUACUGCGAGGAUAUGAUCCAGCGGUACAGCAGAGCCUUGAACAACAGCUCCUUGUCGGGGGAGUCAGACGCCAUGUUACCCCAUUGUAGCUUCAGCAAUGUGGGCAAGGCGGUGGAGGACUGCAUGAGGGCCGUUAUCGGCGUGCUGCUCAACCUGACUCAUGACAAUGAGUGGGGAAGUACAAAGACGGGUGAACAGAAAGAGCUCAUUGUUACGGCGCUAAAUUGUGUUCUCCGGGUUCCACGCUUCAUACCGCAGGAACAGCGCUUCGACGUACGAGUGCUGGGUCUGGGCCUGCUCAUCAAUUUGGUUGAGUAUAGCUCCAGAAACCGCCACUAUCUAGUGGACAUGGAGUACAACAUGAAUGACUUCUGUCUGGAAGACAGCCUGACGCUGCCAGCUAACUCGAUGCAAGGAGACGCGUCGGCAGAACCGGCCCCGUCAAAUGAGGCCACGAGUCAGGAAGGCGACACGGAGAAGGCCAAGGCCUCUGGUGCUCUGGCUGCCCUGGUGCAGCUCUUCCUGGAGAGAGAGCGAGCUGCCAUCCUUGCCGAGGCCAAAACGGACGACCUCAUCAGCGAGGCACCCAAGCCCCAGGACCAGAGCGGUGAGUGGAAGGAGACCAUGGGAGAGAUCCAAUGGGUCGCGGCCGAGCCCGACGGCAACCAACCUGAACAGGAAAAUCCAAAGAAAGAGGACGAGGAUGAAGAGUUGGACCUAAACAAAGCUUUGCAGCAUGCCGGCAAGCACAUGGAGGACAGCAUUGUGGCCUCCUACACGGCUCUGCUGCUGGGAUGCCUUUGCCAAGGCAGUCAGGUGAACGUGACUACUGUGAGAGAGCACCUCCCCAAAGGAGACUUCUCCAUCAUGACUGAGAUGCUGAAGAAGUUCUUGAGCUUCAUGAACCUCACUUGCGCGGUGGGGACCACAGGGCAGAAGUCCAUCUCCCGCGUCAUUGACUAUUUGGAGCACUGCUAACAGUGGACGCUAAGAGUAACACGUCGACCGCACACCCCUAAGGGGACAUCCCAGGUCAUCUGCCCAGAACCGUGCGGCGGUAGGACGGGUCACUGGGGUGUGGCGGCCCCCGUGGGCCUCCCUCCUCCCCCUGAUCCUGGCGAGUCACACACAACUGAACCAAAGCCAGCGCUCACAGUCGAGAUUGGCCCCUCAGCCCACAACGGGCGGGAAUGUUCCGGAAUGUCGGGAAAAGGAAAUGAAUGAAAUUUCCCAGAUUGUUCCCUUUUUCAUUUUUUAAUCUUAAUGUCAAAAGCCAAGAGUGAUACCGCUGACCAGCAUGACGAAACAAUCACUUCCAUGCAUGUUGCAAUGAUGUCUCCAUGCAUUUACCGGCCCUCGUGUUUGCAGGUGAAUUUCAAGGGGGUCUUUAUUUUAUGUAUUUUGGAAUUUGUUCUCACGUUGCCCUUUUUUUUCCCCCAUUCGCAUUUUGAGGGCCUUUCAUUUGUAUUUUAUGAAUGAUCUUUUAAUGAAAUCUGGACUUUUUUGAGUGAUACUGGCUUAAUCUGGACAUUUUAGUGUGUGUAUUUUAGAUUAUUUAAAUCCAGCUACACAGUUCAUAUUCUCACAAUGAAAUUUAACCUUCCAGAUGUGAAUUUCUGCGUGCGUCAUGUUUUAAUGAUUUGUAAUCAUGUAUUUAAGUUAAUUCUCGCUCAUUUUUAUUGUAGCGUUUGGGAAAAAAAAAUCAGAUUUUAACGUCAGUGGUUGGACAUACUUGAGACGCAAUGGACUCAAAAUUACACAUUAAUAUGCUGGUUAUAUUUAAAUCACGGUAGACUGGAUUUAGCCACUCGUCAGUGACGUCAUCCUCCACGAACGAGAAAGCGAGCACAAUGAAUGCAUAUUUAGGUCAUUGAACCGCAACGUCAUGUCAAACCCAAAACUGGCUCAAGUUUGAUCGGUAUGAAUUAAUUUUGGCGUGAUCAGAGUGAACGGUUUGUUGGCACAUUUGCCGUGAAGUCAGGAGUUCCGGGUUUGAAUCAGGGUGUGCUCAAGCUUUUGCCCGUAGACCAAAAAAACAUAAAUGUCAGAUUAAUUUAAGACUAAAUUAUCUUUAGGUUUGAAUGCUAAUGCUUGUUUUGUUAUUGGCUGGCGACCGGUCUUACCCUGUCACACCUGGGAUAGGCUCCAGCUCACACAAUAGCACAAUCGGUAUAAGAAAAUGGAUGAAUAUUUUUAAUAGCUUGUGUGCUAUAUGUCAGGAAAACGAUCUAUUUUGAAAAGGGUUUGGUUUCUGUAUGUCCAGCCAUCUGUCCACAAGCUUCCCCCCCCCACCACACACAUAUUUAUAUCCCCUUCCCACCUGUUGUCAUUCUAGUCAUGCCCGUCUAGGUGGACUUCACCCGGUCGGCUCAUGGGCAGCCACCCCUCGGUUAUGAACUUUGACCUUGUGAAAGUCAGCUAUGUAUGGAAUUGUAGAAUGUAAAUACUGGUGUACAUAGGCGAUUGAUGAACAUUGACAAAGAUGCUUAGACUACUUUUGCUCCCCCGCACCCCUUCUACCUCCUUUUCUCCCUCCCUGCUUACCUUGAAGCUGAUAUUUUUAUUUUCUACAAUAUUUCUGUCAUUUGGAAAAAAGAAGCAAGUGAUAAAAAAAAUAAAAUGUUUGUACCCA